UACGAAGAAAAGACACCGCACCUCCAAAAUUCAAGCAGUCUGCUUGGAUGCGUUACAAACCCGACGGUGGAAGUCUCAUAAACACAAAACAUCUUAUCCGAAAAAGGGACAAUACCAUCAAAAUGACUUUGCAAAACUCACCGUACAUCGGCCAGCAAAAAAUCGCGGUCGUUGUCGACCCAUAUUCAACUGGAUGCUGUGUGGCACAAGAGAUCCAGAAACGAGGGUAUCUCCUCAUUGCUGUCUGGACAAUCGGUUUCGCAGAAGAAAUGAAAACGCACGUYCCCAAAUCUUGUGGUCGGAUGGAUUAUUUCGCCGAGAUCGACGAAGCACAAACACUGAAACAAACAAAGGCUCGUAUAAACGAGGCUGCGCAAGGCCGUGAAAUAUUUUGUUGUUUUGCAGGAGGCGAAGCUGGUGUUGACGCCGCCGAUGCAUUGUCCGAAUAUCUUGGUCUGCGUACCAACGGAACAGGAAUCGCGAAUCGUCGUGACAAAUACGUGCAGCAAGAACUCAUCCGCAAGGUCGGACUUCGUGCAGUCCGCCAGGCAGGUGGUCCCAUUUUUUCCGACGUUGAGGCUUUCCUGACCACCGAAGCCUAUCCUGUCGUUCUCAAACCAACUGAAUCGGCGGGAUCUGAUGGUGUGAAACUCUGCUACACUUACGAAGAAGCGAAACAGCAUUUCGAGAAACUCAUGAGCAGUCAAAUGGUCAACGGAGGMGAAUGCCCCUCUGUGCUAUGCCAAGAAUUUCUGCAAGGUGAUGAAUACGUCGUCGACCAUGUAUCGAGGGAUGGUGUUCACAAAACCGUCAUGAUCUGGGUCUAUGACAAGAGAAAGGCGAAUGGUGGCGACUUUGUCUAUUUUGGCAUGAAACCAGUCGAUCCUACCACAGACGUUGCAAAGAUUCUAAUCAACUACACUCGUCGUACACUAGAUGUUUUGCAAAUCACAAAUGGGCCUACUCAUUCGGAAAUUAUGAUGACUUCAGAAGGACCAUGUCUUGUCGAAGUGAAUUGCCGUGCACAUGGAGGUAAGAAUAGGGCGUAUAUUUUUCAAAUCACAAUGCAAAGGAAAUUACUGUACCGCUCACGAUACAUKGAUGAUUUAUCAAAAAUUCUAUCCUACUUUUGUUUUGCUCUACAGGUGAUGCAUCGUGGACACCUUUGGCCCGUGCUUUGACCGGSGGUUAUUCACAAGUUGAAGUAUCCGCGGAUGCCUUUUGCGAUCCCGSUGCUUUCGACAAGAUUCCUGAAAGACCGGCGUACCCAUUUAAGGCGUCAGGUCAAGAGGUAAAGCUGGUUUCGUACUCAAAGGGAAAAGUGAAAUCUACACCAGGUUACGAGGUCUUGAAAAUGCUCCCGUCUUUYGUACAC
Pseudo-nitzschia multistriata is the source of this 1375-nucleotide messenger RNA. NCBI's taxonomy places the organism in Eukaryota, Bacillariophyta, Bacillariophyceae, Bacillariales, Bacillariaceae. The record is from the annotation of a GenBank genome assembly.